UUGGUGCGGUUUGUGUCGCGAAGGGCUUGACUCAGUCGCUGUUCUGCAAUGGAAGAUGAACAUGAACAGAUCAAAGUUACUGAGAAGCCCUCUAUUAAAAGGGUAACAAGUGAGAUUUACAACAAUAAUAACACUUCUGGUUACGUCAGUGACUCCAGCGACAAUAAUGAUGUCAUCGUCGAUACAGAAGUUUCUGAAUCUGUGGCUUCACAGAGAAGUGUUUUAACCAAUUUGUCGAGCCAGUUCUCUGGUUUGACAGCAGGAGGGUCAGAAAGCGGUAAACGUGAUGAUAUCGUCGAUGCAGAUAUUUCAAAAGCCGCAGUCCCAGAGAGAAGUAUUUUGGAUGAUUUAAGGAACCAGCUCUUUAGUUUACCAGCAAGAGAGUCACAAGCGCCACAUCAUGAAACCGUCUCAUUGCUGGAGCAGCCUCCUGAUAAAAAAACAUCCAGUGACUCAAAAGGCUUACCUAAACUUCCUUCUCCGCCGAAACACUCUCCUAUAUAUGACGAAGAGUACAAGUCAGCUUCGCCUAUCGAAAUGGAUGCCAUCGAUUCAAUGUCGUCGCAAUCGAGCCUUUGUUCCAACAGUUAUUUGUGUAGUCUGGCGUCAUUCGAUCUUCCUUCCAUGCUUCAGGACGAUGACGAAGUGGAAAUUCUCUGGCCGCUUAAGGAGGAAUUCUCCCUCAGUGAUCAGUGUAAAUUUGAGGAGGGUGAUGAUUAUCAGCUUGCUACCGUAGACGUAAAAGCAGGAGCAUACGGAAAAUGCUACCUUGCCACUGUUCGAGGAGUUGAUACCGAGGAAGAAAGGGUUGUUUGUGUCAAAAAGUGUAAAUACGAGGUGAAUGAACUUCUGGCCCUCAGUCUUGCAAGGAAGAAUGAGAUUGCAGAAAUUGUUAAGUUUUACGGUGCUACAGUCAAAAGAAAAACUGUCUGCAUUUUUAUGGAGUAUAUGGCAGGCGGUACCAUUGCUGAGCUGAUAAAAGAAAUGGAAAUUCCGGAAACGGACAGUCUUCGUUUCUUAGAGGUUGUUCUUAAAGCUCUAGAAUUCUUACAUUGCAAGGGGAUCGUACACAGAGACAUUAAAGGAGAUAAUGUUCUUUUAGACUUAGAAGAAAAUGGAUCUCUUUCCCCUAAGUUAGCAGACUUUGGAUCAGCAGAAAGUGCUAUGGAACGCGAAGUGAGACCUUCAUUCGAUAUCUGGAGAACUGGCUGCCUGCUGUUGGAGAUGUUGAAUCGUGAAAGACCCCUUCGUUUGAUCGACGAAAGAGCUCUUCAGAGACAGAACUCCUGCAAGCCAGAGGAAUUUAUUCCCUCUGAAGCCAUGGACGUGACUAAGGGACUCUUACGACUUUUGUUCGGAUUGGAUGGCAGUUUUCCUACAGCUGCAGCGGUGUUAAGGCAUUCAGAAGCUUUUCCUGUGACAGAGUUACUAAACCGCCUUACUAAGGAAUCACAAAGUCUAGAAAAAUCCACUUAAAGGACCACGGAUCUCUUUUUUUUUUUUUCAAUCUUUUACAAUGUUAACAUUAUUUCAGAACAUGAAUUCUAACUGCCAAGGACAUACUACUAACGUCACAUACAAUACUUACAUUCCUUUUUCAUUCUUAUUAUUGAAAUACAAAAUUUCAAUAUAAUUGUUACAAUCUAAAUUGUAAUACGAUUGAUAAACAACACCAAAUUUUCAAUCGAAAGUAGCUGGAAAACGGAGGGUUUGGCUAACAACAGCCAUGCAAUUUCAGUUGCAAGCAAAACAAACAAGCAAACAAACAAUCAAAAACAAAAACAAUACAAAAAAAAGAAAAAAAAACCUAAAUAUUGGAGCAGGAAAUUUUGAGUCCAUUCCUUAUAGAAGGUUCCUCCCAUAUUAUUUUUUUAAGGCAGUGUAUUAUUUUGUUUGAUAAUUAAUCUUAACUUGUUGUUUAAACCCUCAAUAUAUGGACAUACACAUUUUCUGCUGCAAUCCCAAAAAAUUAUUUUUGUAUCUCUUCCUUGUAUUUGGUCCAGAGUCGUGCCCGACGAUUCCAGAAGAAAUCUAAGACUCAGGUCUAUUUCUUGUAUUUGUCAUGAGAAUUACCGGGCGCCCACUCGAGAAAUUCAAACUCAGAUAAUGCUUCAUAUGGCCUCGCCAUCAUGAUGACAUCUGGUCAUGUGAAAGAGAGCCCGGAGGAUUCGUCAUCUCAACGCCAAUAUGGAAUUCUACAUCGACAAAUCCUUUAUAUCGCUCAGAAAGACGAUUAAAAUUUAUAAGAACAUCUAUGGAGAGUUUAUUGAAUAAUGGUUAUAUGUGGAUAAUGCCAGUUUACAAAGUAAAUGAAAUUUUUUCACGGAAUAUCGUUGAAUACAGUUUUGUACAACAACGAAUGACAUAUUUUUGUCCGCAAUUUUGUGACACGAACCUGUAACCGUAGUUAUUACUUUUUUGUAAAAUAAAUAAAUCAAAGACACUCUA
Molecule: messenger RNA, 2448 nt
Organism: Pocillopora verrucosa
Lineage: Eukaryota; Metazoa; Cnidaria; Anthozoa; Scleractinia; Pocilloporidae
Product: serine/threonine-protein kinase PAK 1-like
Biological process (GO): protein phosphorylation
Molecular function (GO): ATP binding; protein kinase activity
Source: RefSeq, a predicted model, not a curated record